GUAUUAAUUUCAUAAGGUCAUAAACUUAUAUUGGUUGAUUGUAAUAAUGUAAAGCUAAGGUAUUAGUUUCACAGCAGAGUAAUUUUGAUUAGUGUCUUGGUCUUGAGCGCGAAAUGGAUGAUACGGAAAGCACAACAACGUCCGCAGAUGAAAACACUGGCAACUUAUGCGAUAACCCAACCAGAGAUACUCUCGCUGAAGGUUUAUUAGGGCUUCUAAAACCGACUGUUGAUCAACUAGACGAUAGAGUUCGGGCAACAAGAAUAUCGCAGUUGGAAUUAAAGCAGCAAAUAGAUUCAUUAAAUGAAGAAUUGCUUAAGGUGCGGGAAGCACUUAACAACCAUCCGGACUUGGAUCCCUAUGUAAAGAAAUUGAUUGCAUGUAAACACAAAGUUACUGUUGUACUUAAUGUCUUACAAGCAUCACAGAUUGAAUGAAAUAAGGCGUAUGAUUAAUAAAGACAAACCAACUCAAGCAUCUAUACUGUCUGAACCAGCUAUAAAACCAGAACAAAGCACAAGUGGUGUUAUUUCUGACCAAGGGAGUAUAAAUUAAACUAAUGGAGACUCCCAAGCAAAACCACAUUGAUAAGGCUGACUAUGAUUAUGUUUAUGAACCAGCUGAAGACAGUUUUUUAUUAAUUGAUGCCUUGGAAAAGGAUUUACAAUAUUUAAAAAACAAAAACCCCACAUUUUGUUUAGAAGUUGGUUCAGGAAGUGGUGUAGUAAUAACCGCAUUCAGUAUGGCAUUUCCAACAACUAUAUGUUUUAGCACAGAUAUUAACUACAAGGCAUGUGACAUGACCAAAAGUACAGCUAUAAAUAAUAAUAUUUCAGUGGAGACUGUCAAUAUGGACCUUGCUAGCUCAUUUAUUGGAAAUAAAUUUGAUAUUAUUAUAUUUAAUCCACCAUAUGUUGUGACAGAGUCAAAAGAAUGUGGAGGUUGUGAUAUAACUGCUAGUUGGGCAGGUGGGGUAAAGGGUCGAGAAAUUACAGACCGACUACUAGAUAUGAUACCAAAGAUACUAACUGAUGAAGGUAUCUUUUACCUCUUAUUAAUUGAAGAAAACAUUCCAAAUGAAGUGAUUACUAUAAUGUUGAAAUACGGUUACAAAUCAGAGAUUGUUAUGAGACGAAGAGUAAGAAAUGAGGAUCAGUUAGUUUUAAAAUUCUAUAAAAAUUAAAUUAGAAAGAUGUAUCAACUGGAAAUAUAUUUCCUGGAUUUAAAUAAAAUAGGUUAAACCAAGAUCUACUGACAUGUUAUUGGCUGAAUUCAUUUAAGAAGAGCUAAGAAAUAACUACUAGGACUAGUUUAAAUCCAGCCAGUUAAAUCAUUAUUUUAAAAUUAAAUACCACCAUAAUAAAGAAAAAAAAAUCUACAGAGGGGUUAAUGUUUGUUAUUGAAAAAAAAAUUAGGAUAAGUGAAAUGAACAUAAUAAAAUCACUGUUUUAAACUUUGCUUUUCUUUUUAGUUGUUAAAUAAAACAGGCUAAGAAUAUUUGAACCAGUAAAAACUGGAUUUAUUAAUUAAGUACACUUUAUGAAUUUGCUAUAGCCACUUCUAAGGAGCUGUCAAAAUUUUUACCUAUUUUGGUAGGGUUGGUACAAGAGGAUAAAAUUAAAUAAACAAAUGUUUAUCAGCUAUAUUUACUUAAGAUAACAAACUACUUAUUCUAAAUAUUUUAUUUUUAUAAUUUUUGUUCUUUAACAAUUAGUUGUGCCUUUUAAUUAAAUGAUAAAUUCGAAAUCUAAUGUAAUUUUUUAAAAUAAUCUAUUGGAAUGGAUUGGCAUAACAAAUAUAGUCUUGUGCACAUGUUUUAAUAUUUCAUUACCAAUAUUUACCAUGUUUCUUUCGAGAUCAAAAUAUUCGCAAAAUUUUUGCUCUAGCAAUUGAUACAUUCAUUUCAGAUAUAUUCUCUCACAUUGGCUGGAACACAAACAAGCACUAUCAUUUGUCAGCAAGUUGAGUGUUGGAAAAGCAUUUCCAAAUAAAAAUAUUUUAUAGUUCAUUUUUAGAAAAUACAGGAUUUUUCAAAGUGAUCCUUCGAUUCAGUUUUGGAAGGAGAUCUUCUCGUCCGACAUCUUUUAACCAUUCUUGUUCUCUGAAAUAAUAAUAAAAAAUAAACAACAAACAGUUUAUAAUUUAAAACAUACCUAUGUAUUAAAUUAUAAACAUUAUAAAAAUAAAUAUUCAACCACUUAUAGGUAGAUAAGUAGUUAAUAUUGAAGUAUAUGCAUGAGGUUUCUAUCUAACACAUCAAAAAUAAUAAAUUAUAGUCAAGUUACUACUUACCUAGUGGAAUCUUUGGGAGAAUUAAAGAAUAAUAUUUUUUUGUUCUACUAUUGUUUAUACAAACAGUACAGUAAACCAUAUUUUCACUCUAUUAUAUAUCAUUUGACACAAAUAAUUGUCUAAAAAGCAAAAUUUGCCAUGUAUUACUCUUUAUAUCACUCAGAGUUUGAGCAUUGGUCGAGCCGGUUUAAAGCAGUUUCACCCAGUAAGUGACGAGCCACCAGUGCAGAGCCACACAUGCCUCAAGUUUGUAGUAGUGUAACUAUCAUAGCACGAUUGUAUGAAGCUUUGUCUCUGUAUGGUACGGUUUCUUAACUCAUGUGCCAAGUUCAAAAUGGAGAAGGACAAAAAUACAGUGUUGUCAGUGAAUAAUGUUGAUAUUUUAUUGCUAUAUAUAAAUACAUUUUUUCCUUAUUUAGGUUAAAAAUAAAUAUUACUAAUUAUACUAUUUUUAUCAUAUAUAUUAUUAUUUAUUUUAUUUUUUAUGAUGUAAAUUUUUUUUAGGUAUUGAUUAGUAAAAACAAAUUAACUUAAUUAUUAAUAUAAUACAUUGAACACAUAAAUUAUUCUUAUUUUUAUCUUUUUGUACAUAAGGCCAUAUUUAAGCAAUAAUUGUUUAGUAUAAAUGAAUUUAUUUGCAUAGAAAGUUACUUCUACAAAAAAUAAUAAAUAUUUUAUUUUUGUUUGAGGUUUUUCCUUACAGCUUCUCCAAAUAGCUUAGCCCCUUCAGUACUUUCUUCAUAACCAGGUAGCUGUUCACAUUCUUUUAACCAUCUUUGGAUAUUUGGGAAUGUAGAUAUGUCCCAACCUACUGCCUAUAAAAAGAAACAAUUUUAUAAAAAAUGUUUUUCUUACUUUUGCUAAAAGAAAUCAAAUAUGAACAAAAAACAACAGCUUUUUCUAGUGCUGUCAAAGGAAGAUUGCUAUAAUUAAAUGUUAGUAAAAGAGGCUUCUUUUUAAUUCUAUGAAGCCCACAUCUGGGCAUCAGUCUCUCUUUAAGUACAAAGUAACUGCUACAUGUGUACUAAUUGUCUAUCAUAAUAAAAUAUAAUUUACACAUCAAAUGAAACAAAGGUCUGUCUGAAGGUCUAUACUUACAUCCAUUUAUUCUUAACUAUAGUACAUAGUAAUUUAUACUCACAGUAUGUGAGCAUAAAAUGGAAGCAUAUGGAAACUAUAAAUUUUUCUUAAGUCAACUUUUAUUAUGGGUUGGAUUUAGAAUUGUUAGGCACCAAUUUUGGUGGAGUAAGGUGUUACUUGGUAGAGAUUUGGUCCCCGAUUAUAAUAAUACUACUCACAUUAAAAGGUAAUGCACCGUUAUCGAAUAAAUAAAUAAAAACUAUUAUAACCUAAAAUGCGUAAAACAUGGAAAAAUUACUGCUGGAUAGCAUACAGAAUUUUGUGUAAGUGCGACAAGGACGUAAGACUAGUGUCACAUUAUUCUACUAUCUAUACUCUCUGUCAAGAGAUAUUUCGCUAAAGACAACUAUAAUAAUAGAGAAAAUUUUACCGACUUAAUAUAUGUAUAUUUAUGGAGAAGAGAAAUUAUAAGGAAUAAAAGAGAUCCUUUUGAGGAAUUAAUAAAAAAAAUUAUGUUUACAGACAAUAAAGGAAUGAUUA
This is a messenger RNA of Parnassius mnemosyne (clouded apollo), 3912 nucleotides long. The record is from the annotation of a GenBank genome assembly. Lineage: Eukaryota; Metazoa; Arthropoda; Insecta; Lepidoptera; Papilionidae.